This is a messenger RNA of Neoarthrinium moseri, 1767 nucleotides long. RefSeq lists its product as uncharacterized. Gene Ontology annotation, cellular component: fungal-type vacuole membrane. The record is from RefSeq and is a predicted model, not a curated record. The transcript is spliced from 4 exons. Gene Ontology annotation, molecular function: basic amino acid transmembrane transporter activity. The coding region runs from base 1 to 1767 and encodes 588 amino acids. NCBI's taxonomy places the organism in Eukaryota, Fungi, Ascomycota, Sordariomycetes, Amphisphaeriales, Apiosporaceae. Gene Ontology annotation, biological process: basic amino acid transport; transmembrane transport.
AUGCCGGACUACUCCGAUGGUGGCGGCGGCGGCGACGACUCGUCCUCCAGGUUCACAGCCUCGGAGGCGACGCCGCUGCUCCGGUCUGAGAACACAUCGCAGACGAGCCGGAGCAGCUCGUCGUCCCGGACUGACGCGCCGCGACAGGAUGGAGUAUCCGAUUUGGACGAGCCAAACCUGAAGGUCAGCCGCAGGCGGGCCAUCGCCAUCAUGAUAAGCGUCUACAUCUUGAUCUUCCUGCAGGCAUCCAACAUGUCAGGCAUGACGAUGGCACAAUCUACCAUCGCCGCCGACCUGGAUGCUUACGAGGAAGCCAUCUGGUUCACAGCCGCGUACCUGAUCGCCAUGGCGUCGUUCGGCCCGCUGGCCGGCCGCCUGGCCGCCAUCUUCUCACCGCGCACCAUCAUCCUCGUGACGUCGUGCUUCUUCGUCGUCGGGGGCCUGGUUACGGCGCGGGCCUACUCGCUGCCCGUCUUCAUCCUCGGCCGCGUCAUGACCGGCAUUGGUGGCGCCGGCAUCUUCGUCCUCGCCAUGAUUCUUGUGCUGGAGCUGACGUCGAAGCGCAAGCGAGGCCUGUUCGUUGGGCUCGUCAACUCGGGCUUCACCACGGGCGUGUCGUUGGGCGCGGUCGUUUUUGGUGCCCUAAUCCCCGUUACCGGUUGGAGGUUUCUGUUCUGGAUUCAAUCUCCCCUAGGGGCAUUGGCAGGACUCGGGGUCUACUUUAGCCUACCCAAGAACUUUAACGCAGAGAAGGGCGGUAAGGCCUCUUCCACAUUUGAGAAGGUUAAGCAAAUUGAUUACUUGGGUGCUUUCUUGCUGACCGGCACCCUUGUACUCUUCCUUUACGGCCUAUCUGGGUCCAUUCAGCUUACUCCCAUCCUCGUGUCUCUGGGGACGCUGAUUUGCUUUGUGCUCGUCGAGUAUUUUGUUGCGUCAGACCCAAUUAUUCCCAUCGCUGUUCUCCAAAGCCGUGGCGCACUACUCUCCUGUUUCUCUCAGCUCGGCUUUAUGGCUGCCCGCUGGACAGUUUUGUUUUAUGCACCUAUCACGGCACUGGCCGUCUUUGGAUUCUCCCCCGGAGCAAGUGGUAGCAUGCUGGUACCUACGAAUCUGGGCUUUGGCAUUGGCGGAUUACUGGUGGGCUGGCUGCACGUCAAACGCACGGGGAGUUUCUGGAGCGCGUGCCUGGUCUCCAUCGUGCUCUUUGGCCUGUCGCUCCUCGUACUUUCUUUCAUAUCAAGCCCUGCUGUCCCCACGUGGGUCUAUGUCGGCGUUGUCUUCGUCAAUGGCCUAUUUACUGGUGCCGCGCUCAACUACACGUUGGCGCAUAUGUUGCAUCUUACGCCUGCGAGCACGCAUUAUGUUUCCACCAGCCUGCUGGGCACGUUCCGAGGCUUUGCUGGCAGCUUCGGCAGCGCAAUUGGGGGCGGCAUCUUUUCUCGCACCCUAAGACACGGGCUUGAGAAGGGAUUCAAGACCGUAGACAACACCGGCCGCCUUUCUGCUGAACGGCGGGAGCUCAUCAAGAAGCUCAUUGGUAGUCCGGCCCUAGUUUAUAAUGGGGGCCUUGGCGACGUUGACCAGCAGGUGGCAGUGCAGGGCUAUGUCAGUGGAUUGAAAGUUCUUUUCCAGGCUGCUGUGGUUCUGGUAGUCAUUGUACUAGUCAUCCAGGCUGCUACUGGCUGGAAUGGCCCUCAGAACCUGAAGGAGGACCCGGAGGAGGUAAGAGAGGCCGCUGAGGAACACGAUCCAGAGUUCGAGACUUAG